AUGGCGUCUGUGCAAGCGUCCCGCCGCCAGUGGUGCUACCUGUGCGACCUGCCCAAGAUGCCAUGGGCCAUGGUGUGGGACUUCAGCGAGGCCGUGUGCCGAGGCUGCGUGAAUUUCGAGGGCGCCGACCGCAUCGAGCUGCUCAUCGACGCCGCCCGUCAGCUCAAACGCAGCCACGUGCUCCCCGAAGGCCGUUCCCCGGGACCCCCGGCCCUCAAGCAUCCCCCCUCCAAGGAUCUGACGGCCGCCGGGGCCGCACCGGGACCCCAGUUACCACCUCCGCAGAACCAACCUCAGCCAUCCGGUACCGGAGGUGGAGGAGUCUCCGGUCCAGACCGCUAUGACAGGGCCACAUCGUCUGGACGCCUCCCGCUGCCCUCGCCGGCUUUGGAAUACACCCUGGGGUCCCGCCUGGCCAAUGGACUAGGCCGAGAGGAGGCGGUGGCGGAAGGGGCGCGCAGGGCCUUGCUUGGCUCCAUGCCCAGCCUGAUGCCCCCCGGGCUGCUGGCAGCUGCGGUGUCUGGCCUUGGAGGCCGAGCCCUCACGCUGGCACCCGGCUUGAGUCCUGCUCGUCCACUCUUCGGCUCCGAUUUCGAGAAAGAGAAACAGCAGAGGAAUGCGGACUGCUUGGCGGAACUGAACGAGGCCAUGAGGGGCCGGGCAGAGGAAUGGCACGGGCGUCCCAAGGCCGUGAGGGAGCAGCUCCUGGCACUGUCCGCCUGCGCCCCCUUCAACGUCCGAUUCAAGAAGGAUCAUGGACUGGUGGGGAGGGUGUUCGCCUUCGAUGCCACUGCCCGCCCUCCGGGCUAUGAGUUCGAGCUGAAGCUCUUCACCGAGUACCCGUGUGGUUCUGGCAAUGUGUAUGCAGGGGUGCUGGCUGUGGCUCGCCAGAUGUUUCACGAUGCCCUCCGGGAGCCUGGCAAGGCCCUGGCCUCCUCAGGCUUCAAGUACCUCGAAUAUGAACGCCGCCACGGGUCGGGAGAAUGGCGCCAGCUGGGUGAGUUGCUCACCGAUGGGGUCCGCAGCUUCCGCGAACCCGCCCCUGCCGAGGCUUUGCCCCAGCAGUACCCGGAGCCGACCCCUGCAGCUCUGUGUGGUCCGCCGCCGCGAGCCCCAUCCAGGAACCUGGCGACCACUCCACGCCGGCGCAAGGCAUCCCCUGAGCCCGAGGGUGAGGCCGCUGGCAAGAUGACCACCGAGGAACAGCAGCAGCGACACUGGGUGGCCCCUGGUGGCCCGUACUCCACUGAGACCCCCGGUGUACCCUCACCCAUUGCCGCCCUGAAGAAUGUGGCCGAGGCCCUAGGCCACUCACCCAAAGACCCUGGUGUGGGUGGAGGCCACGUGCGUGCGGGGGUCGGCAGCCCCGCAGCCUCCUCCACGACCCAACCUCCAACCCAGCAUCGCCUGGUGGCACGUAAUGGUGAGGCAGAAGUAAGCCCCACAGCCGGGGCCGAAGCCGUCAGUGGUGGGGGUAGUAGCGGCACAGGGGCGACCCCUGGGGCCCCCCUGUGCUGUACCCUGUGCAGGGAGCGGCUGGAAGACACCCACUUUGUGCAGUGCCCCUCGGUUCCAGGACACAAGUUUUGCUUUCCUUGUUCCCGGGAGUUUAUCAAGGCGCAGGGCCCGGCUGGAGAGGUGUACUGCCCCAGUGGAGACAAGUGCCCUCUGGUGGGCUCCUCUGUCCCCUGGGCCUUCAUGCAGGGCGAGAUUGCCACCAUCCUUGCUGGAGACAUCAAGGUCAAGAAAGAACGGGACCCCUAGGCCACCACUGCCACCAGGCUGCUUCCCCCUUCGUCCCUUGCCGCCCACCGCAGCUGCGGAUAAAUUAUUCCCUAUCCCACCCAACCUGGUAGUACCCCAGAUCUGUGUAUAUACCCCUUCCUCUGCCCAGAUGGGUCCCCUGAGGUAGAAGCAUUGUUGGUGUGAGGGGGAGGGAGGGUAAAAAGUUGUGGCUCCUGUCAGAGGUGGGUGUGUUGGGGUUCCUGGGCCUCUCCAAUUUCCCUUCUCCUUGGCUUGGCUUUCCUGUUGCUGGUAGUUGGGGGGGAGGUGCCCCACAGGCCCUUGAGAAGGGCUGAUCUGAAAACUCGCUCUUUAUAAACAAAGCAAAAGCAUUUUAUUGCCCCUUCUUCCUCCUUCAAUAAACUGAAAGAUGGGUUUUUCCCCCC
Messenger RNA from Jaculus jaculus (lesser Egyptian jerboa), 2168 nucleotides. It is a transcript of the gene Irf2bp1, whose product is annotated as interferon regulatory factor 2 binding protein 1. Gene Ontology annotation, cellular component: nucleus. Gene Ontology annotation, molecular function: transcription corepressor activity. Gene Ontology annotation, biological process: regulation of transcription by RNA polymerase II. The transcript has a single exon. The record is from RefSeq and is a predicted model, not a curated record. Lineage: Eukaryota; Metazoa; Chordata; Mammalia; Rodentia; Dipodidae. The coding region runs from base 1 to 1764 and encodes 587 amino acids.